Messenger RNA from Branchiostoma floridae (Florida lancelet), 1941 nucleotides. RefSeq names its product synaptonemal complex central element protein 2-like. The coding region runs from base 157 to 714 and encodes 185 amino acids. NCBI's taxonomy places the organism in Eukaryota, Metazoa, Chordata, Leptocardii, Amphioxiformes, Branchiostomatidae. Gene Ontology annotation, biological process: synaptonemal complex assembly. Gene Ontology annotation, cellular component: central element. The transcript has 4 exons. The record is from RefSeq and is a predicted model, not a curated record.
UAGAACGCGCGAUCUGAUUGGACAACACGACCGCAACGCACGCCGGGUAACCCAUCCGCCAUUUUGGAUGUUCCAUGUCCCAUCAGCUGUGUUGCCCGCCAGGAUUAAAACGUUUCAAGGUCAAGAUUUGCUACAGUUACAGCAUUCCAUUUGGACAUGGAGACCAGAUCAACCAGUGCUAAGGCGGGAAUAGUCCCAGCCAGCCAACAGGAGUCGAGGAACGCGACAAAGGACGACAAGAUGUUCAAACAUCCCGGGGAAACCGCGGCAACCAGAGAAACAGCUGUGCAGGAGGCACCAACCUCUGAUACUGACUCAGUAAGUUACUCUGAGCCAGCCAUUCCAGUAUCCACCUCAGAACCCCUAACAGAAAGCCCCAUGGCCAGUACUGUUGAAUCUGGGAUGCCUACGAGAGAAAUGCUGAACCAGAGCGCACAGAAGCUGGUGGAUGACAUCAACAGCAAGAGGAAGAGAGAUGCCGCCUUGCUGUCAGACUUCAAGAAGGCCCUGGAGAUACAGGUUGGGAACUCCUGCAGCCUCCUGGAGAGCUCCAUGUACCAGACUUACGAGAGGACAGGAGCGCGGAUGCAGGAGAAGCUACAGGAGCUGUUCGCUGUGCUGGACCGCGUCUCCAAACUGGAGGCGGAGCUCAAGCAGUUCCGACAGGCCCUGGGCAUGCUGUACACAGAUGUGCAGGCUCCACAGACACAGUAGAAGUUUGUAUUUAUCUAUUAUAGUAAUUAUUAUAGAUUCUACCAUGAAGUUUUACGUUUUUUUCUUUGUUGAUCAUGGGCCAUUGAUACAGUAAAUACAGAGCUCAAGCAGUUCCGACAGGCUCUGGGCAUGUUGUAUACAGAUGUGCAGGCUCCACAGACACAGUGAUACACACAGGAAGUUUGUAGGUUUCUAAGAUUCUACCUUGAAGUUCUAUGUUUUUAUUUGUUGAUCAUGGGCCGUAAAAACAGAGAAACAGUGAAUACAGAGCUCAAAGAGUUCCAACAGGCUCUGGGCAUGCUGUACACACAGAAAGUUUGUAUUUAUCUAGAUUCUAAUCUAAUAAUUUAUCAAGCUAUGUUUUUAAUUUGUGCAACAGAAAUGCUCAGCUCCAAACACAGGAACCUGAGUGAACCUAUAUGUAUUAUAGGUGUGUGUUUUCCCUCCAGCUUUGAUGAUAUAUCAUUGUCUCUUUCCCAUUCAUUCAUUCACUCAUUUACCUUGUUGGACUCUUGCCCUCUUAGAUUAUUCAAUAUAUGAUAUUCAUUUAUUGACUCAUUAAUUCAUUUAUUCAUUCAUUCACUCAUUCAUCUUGCUGUACCCUGCAUCCUUUUUGUCUUGGUAGAACCUUAAUCUAGCUAGUGACAAGUCAUAUGCCAGGGAGUUGUUAUAAUGUGAGGUGGUGCUGUUGUGAUAAUUCUAAUUUCUAAGAAAUUGGUUUCUUAGGAUUUAUUGUAGCAGACAGCUAGGUUGAUUCAAGUUUGAAUACUUGAAGUCAUGGGACCAUGUCUUUGUUUAAAAAAUGUUCCCUUUGGCUUUUAUGUUACAUUUGUAGGGAAUUGACCUAUUUUUUGUAAGCAACAUUGAUUAAAUCAUUACAUUAACUACAAGGUUUCAUGAUGUUCGGAACCUCUUCUAAUAGUUAGUUUCUUCUAUCUCAAACUAUCCAGUACCCUUACUAUGUAAAAGGAGAGACAAAUAAAGACCAGCACACUGUCAAGUUUCAGUGCUUGGGCUGUGCAGUUUAAUGACUUUGGAAUUUAACGGCUCACAGAAAUUGUAACAGACAAAACAACAAGGUGACAUCAAUAUGUUGCAUCCAACACGAGAAAGAAAACAUUAGAAAAACGAUCGACUAUCUCCUAUUUUUUCAUAUUGCUGUGGCAUAGUUCAAAAUAUACACAAAGCAUCUCCAGAAAUCUAACACGUGAAGACUGAUUAUGGCUA